AGAGACGUAAUAGCCAUGGCCAUUGCUUCACUGUAGUGUUGUAGAAUGUGUGUAAUGUUCCUGAAUUGACGUUGGAGCUCUGAUCACUCGUUUUCCUAGCUUCUAAUAUGCGAAGCAUAAUAAAUCAUCUGUAAUUUCUCGUUGAAUUAUCUGAGCUUUGUAGGGCGAGUUUGAAUGGCCGCGAUUGAAGGCGCAUUGCCGUUUUCCGCGGCGUCGGUCGUCGUGGAUGUGCUGCAGCAGCACGGCAGCCGAUCACGCGGCCUCGAUUUUGAUGCUCGCGGCGCCGAAGAAGCCGCGAUAAGAAGAUACGAAGCUGCAGCGUGGCUGAGGAAACUGGUUGGAGUAGUGGCGGCAAAAGAUCUGCCAGCGGAGCCUUCUGAGGAAGAAUUUAGGCUUGGAUUAAGAAGUGGAAUAAUUCUCUGCAAUGCACUCAAUAAAGUUCAAGCUGGAGCUGUGCAAAAGGUUGUUGAAAGCUCAUCCGAUGCAGUGCUCGUUCCUGAUGGUGCUGCGUUAUCUGCAUUUCAGUACUUUGAGAAUGUGAGGAACUUUCUUGUUGCGGUGGAAGAGAUGGGAAUGCCUACUUUUGAGGCUUCUGAUUUGGAGCAGGGAGGAAAUUCUUCGAGGGUGGUGAAUUGUGUUUUGGCUCUUAAGUCCUACAGCGAAUGGCAUAAGUCGGGAGGAAACGGGGUCUGGAAAUUUGGUGGAAAUGUUAGAGAAAGUACAUUGAGAAAGCAAUUUGCAGGGAAAAAAUAUGAGCCUUUCACAGGUUCCAUAUUAAGGAUCACGUCUAUAAACGAGAAAGGUCAGACUGCCACGUGCAAUGAGCAAGAUUCUAACAGAACUUCUACUGCAUCCUUGAGUAUGCUUGUUCGAGCGGUUUUAUUGGACAAAAAGCCUGAAGAAGUGCCAAAUCUUGUUGAGUCUGUAUUGUGUAAGGUUGUGGAGCAGUUUGAGAGUCGAAUCAGAAGCCAAUUUGAACCGAAGAUAGCAUGCUUUAGGGACUCGAUUAUUUAUCAGGGCAACAAAUGUUUCGUGAAUCCCUCUUCGCCCCGUGGGAAGAAGGCUGAACAGAAGAAUGAUAUGUCACAGAAGAACAAGAUCGAUGAAGAAGCAGAACGAAGAUUUAUGAACCAGCACUUGAUUGUUGAUCAGCAACAUCAGGACAUUGCGGUGCUCAAGCAAACUCUUCUGACUACAAAAGCAGGCUUGCAGUUCAUGCAAUUGAAAUUUCAUGAAGAAGUUGAAAAUCUUGGCCUCCAUAUUCGUGGACUAGCUUAUGCUGCUUCUAAUCAUCAUAGAGUUCUUGACGAAAACCGGAAACUUUAUAAUCAAGUUCAGGACCUAAAGGGAAACAUUAGGGUCUAUUGCCGUGUGAAGCCAUUCUUGCCCGGACAAUAUGAUCAUUUGAGUACCGUCGAUCAUAUCGAAGAAGGAACCAUAUGCAUAAACACUCUAGCAAAGAAUGGGAAAGGGCGCAAAUCUUUCAACUUUAACAAAGUAUUUGGACCUUCUGCAACUCAAGAGGAGGUAUUUUCGGACACGCAGCCACUAAUAAGAUCGGUCCUUGAUGGUUACAACGUCUGCAUAUUUGCUUACGGCCAAACUGGUUCAGGAAAGACUUUCACCAUGACCGGACCUAGGGACCUCACGGAGCAUAGUCAGGGAGUGAACUACAGAGCUUUACGUGAUCUGUUCAUGCUUGCCGACCAAAGAAAGGAUAGUUUCUUAUACGAAGUCUCUGUUCAAAUGCUAGAGAUUUACAACGAACAAGUCAGAGAUCUACUGUCUUCAGAUGGUUCAAGCAGAAGAUUAGAAAUUCGAAACAGUUCCCAGAUGGGAGUCAGUGUACCAGAUGCAAGCUUGGUUCGUGUCGCCUCAACAUCUGACAUUAUCGAUCUAAUGAAUCUUGGACACAAGAACCGGGCUGUGGGUGCAACAGCACUCAAUGAGCGUAGUAGUCGCUCACACAGUUGUUUAACAGUUCAUGUCCAAGGAAGAGACUUGACUACCGGUAGCUCCCUCCGAGGCUGCAUGCAUUUAGUCGAUCUGGCCGGGAGUGAGAGAGUCGACAAAUCAGAAGUAACCGGCGACAGACUCAAAGAGGCUCAGCACAUUAACAGAUCUCUUUCUGCAUUGGGUGAUGUGAUCUCCUCCCUUGCCCAAAAGAGCUCACAUGUCCCCUACAGGAAUAGCAAACUCACUCAACUGCUCCAAGACUCACUCGGAGGGCAAGCCAAGACAUUGAUGUUUGUCCACAUAAACCCGAAGCCUGAUGCCGUAGGAGAGACCAUCAGCACACUUAAAUUUGCUGAGCGGGUCGCCUCCGUUGAACUUGGUGCUGCACGAAUGAACAAGGACUCUGCAGAUGUCAAGGAACUCAAGGAACAGAUUGCCGGUUUGAAGGCUGCCUUGCAAGAAAAGACAUCUGGCAGUGGCAUGCGCCUAUCUCCUUAUCAACAUACAUCAAACAGUAGAGAUGUGAGCCUGACGUCGCCACCAGGGCUCCGGAAACCAAUAGAAGACGUGACCAAUGUAAAGGCUCAUCACAGACGCUCAGGGAAAAACAGACAGAGCUUGGAUCUAAACGAGCUCCUCGGUAAUUCACCUAGCUGGUCAUCUGCAAACAGCUCCAGAAAAAGCAAUGUAGAUGAAUAUGAUGAUAGAGAGUUCUGCUCUGGUGAGUGGGUGGACAAGCUCAUGGUGAACAAGCAAGAUCCGUUUUGUGGAGUAGACGAUCUCAUGACUAGUUGGGAUCCGAGCAACAGCAACGUGUCCGAUGCCAUUCGUCAGAAAUAUCCACCUGACAAGCCAUUUGGCCUAUUCCAAACAAACAACCAGUUUGAUGCCGGUGACAAUGAUGACGUGGACGAGCUCGACGCUGGGACCAGCGACUCUUCCGAACGGGAUUUGCUCUGGCAGUUAAACCAUUCCAGGCGUGUGAGCUUUGCUAGUGGAGGGAGUCCAAAUGUGCAGAAGCCUAUUCACAAACACACCAAAAGCCCAGAAUUCAGGAGCAUGAUUCCUAGAUUCGGACCGUCACCACCAUCGAGGAAAUCUGUGAAUGGAGUUGGAAAUGGACAGCCACCAUUGCGGGUGGGAAGGCAGGCUACUACUGAAACGAAGCUGAAAACAGGCAGUGGAAAAUAGAAGUUUUAUCUUUUUUUUUAUUUUACAAUGAGAUGAGGCAGAGAAUGUGUAGUUUCUGAUUUUUUUUAAUAUUGAAAAAAAAAUCUGCUCAUACACAACACAGGCCAACACAGCAAUAAUUCCAGCUGCUUGGAUUGAAAGAACUUUUUUUGGGUUUUUGCUUUGGUUGUUAUUUGUCUUUCAACAAUGAUAUAUGUAUGAUUAAAUUUAUUAAAUAUUUCAUUUUUAUCCUA
Salvia splendens (bonfire salvia) is the source of this 3380-nucleotide messenger RNA. RefSeq names its product kinesin-like protein KIN-14I. Bases 175 to 3147 code for a protein of 990 amino acids. Gene Ontology annotation, cellular component: microtubule cytoskeleton. The transcript is spliced from 19 exons. NCBI's taxonomy places the organism in Eukaryota, Viridiplantae, Streptophyta, Magnoliopsida, Lamiales, Lamiaceae. The record is from RefSeq and is a predicted model, not a curated record. Gene Ontology annotation, molecular function: microtubule binding; microtubule motor activity; ATP binding. Gene Ontology annotation, biological process: microtubule-based movement.